AUUGGCUAAAAAGCGAAAAGAGACAUUGAGCAGUACACGGCAGGAAAUGACUGUGAUGGUGAAUUCAAUGGAUAAAAGCUACACUGAGCAAGGCACCAACUGUGAUGAAGCUUUCUCUUUCAUGGACACACACAAUCUAAAUGGGAGAUCUGUAUCUUCACCAUCUUCAUUUACAAUGAAAACUAAUACACUGAGCACGACAGUGCCUAACUCUUAUUACCCAGAUCCAUUUGUGCCAACUGCAAUUUUAGUGCCAAUCAAUGAUGAAACCCAUACGAUGGUCAGUGACACAAGCAGCCUGGUUCAAUCCCAUACCUACAAGAAGCGAGAUACAGCAGAUGUGCCCUACCAGACUGGACAGCUUCAUCCAGCCAUCCGUGUAGCUGACUUACUGCAGCACAUCACCCAAAUGAAGUGUGCAGAAGGCUAUGGAUUUAAAGAGGAGUAUGAAAGUUUCUUUGAAGGACAGUCUGCACCGUGGGAUUCAGCUAAGAAAGAUGAGAACAGAAUGAAAAAUAGAUACGGGAAUAUCAUUGCAUAUGAUCAUUCUCGAGUGAGAUUGCAGCCCAUUGAAGGAGAAACAAACUCCGAUUACAUCAAUGGAAAUUAUAUUGAUGGUUAUCACAGGCCGAAUCACUACAUUGCUACACAAGGACCGAUGCAAGAGACAAUAUAUGACUUCUGGAGAAUGGUAUGGCAUGAGAAUACAGCCAGCAUAAUCAUGGUUACUAAUCUCGUAGAAGUGGGAAGGGUUAAGUGCUGCAAAUACUGGCCGGAUGACACAGAGAUAUAUAAAGACAUUAAGGUUACUCUAAUAGAAACAGAGCUCCUCGCUGAAUAUGUGAUUCGAACAUUUGCAGUAGAAAAGGUAAGUAUCGACAUUCACUUUUCUUUAGUAUGGUGGUAGCUGCUUAAAUAACUG
This is a messenger RNA of Meleagris gallopavo (turkey), 922 nucleotides long. NCBI's taxonomy places the organism in Eukaryota, Metazoa, Chordata, Aves, Galliformes, Phasianidae. The record is from RefSeq and is a predicted model, not a curated record.